AUUUGUAGCUCUCGUAUUCAGUUUAUCUUAAUUUGGUAUCCAUAACUACCACUUUGAAUUUUUUCCCAAAAUCACUACUCAGAAACUGCAAGGUGCAAACCUGCUUCCUAAAUUUGCUAAGCGGGUACUGCAAACACCCAGACCCUUCUUCCAGAUGCUGCUCAAUGUCUCCUACUAAAAUCCCAGCCUGCAAUUUUGAAGGGCAAGAUUGCCUAUUUUAAAGUUUCACAGAACAAUCUGCCCCAGCAGGAUUAGUAGUUUUAGCCCUGUCCAUGGGAUCAUGUUGUAAGCUUAUGAAAUCAUAGAACAAACAAUUUAGAAUUGCUUUCUCAAGAGAAAAAGCAGAACCUUUGGGGAUCUUCAGUAUAGUGCCUAAGAGGAAAAGCCCAAGGGACAAGGAGGGUCUACUUACUAUUCUGACUGCUAAACAAGUAGGAUUACAUAAUCCCUUUGAAGACCAGUAAGAUCUAUGGACCUGAAUAAACUACAGUAAACUUAAUGAAAAUCCUUGCCUUUUAUGCCAUUAAGCUGCCCUUUAGGAUAAAACUGAUAACUUAAUCUCUGUUUCCUAGGUUGUUGCAGACUCUUUCUCAUCCUCACAAGCAGUAGCCUAUGUCCUCUCAAAACUGAUAACAAAAUUACAUUGCCUGCUAUACUCUGCAAAAUUUUGAACUGCAAAAGCCGAGAAAAUUUAGAAGAAACAUGUCCAUGAACCUCGCCAUAGUGUGUGCUGAAAGUAUCAAGUUUAAGUAUUCUAGGGAUAAAUUGUAACUAUUUGUAGGGAAAGUUUGACUGGGUGUUAAACUGAGAACAUCAAUCUUUGAAGUCAAGACUUAGCAAUCUAUUGGAUUCAAAAGAAUUUAUAUAAACAAAAUAUGAAUUAUUAUUUCUUUAGAGAAUGGAUCCCCGAAAUUGUUUUCACUUAGACCUACAAAUCUCUCACGUUCUUCAAAAUGUGUGUUCAAGUUUUAGCAGGCAAACAGCUAAGGAUAAAAAUAAUUAAUUUUAGAUUGCUUUACCAAAAUGGGUCUUAAUGUUCAUGAAAAUAUUCCAAUUAGUGUUUAGCAUUUAAAGCUAAUGCUGCAGCAUAUCAUGCAAAUAUUUUACACGAGCUACUAUCUUUUGCAAAAAGCUUUAGGCCCUGUGAGGUUAAGCCAAAUUCCCAUAUUUAGGGCACUCCUUGAAGGCAAUUUAGCAAUGACUUCUGGCAAGGUUGUCUUAACAUGGUACUUCCUUGCAUUGGUGGGUUUUCAAUAUUAUGCACUUGCAGCACCACAAAAUGCACAGAUCACAUCUGUGCCUGGCUAUGACGGCAGUUUUCCCUCAAAACACUAUGGAGGAUACAUAACAUUAGACGAGGCUCAUGGGAAGUAUCUGUACUAUUAUUUUGUUACAUCACAAGGAAAUCCAGCCAAAGAUCCUGUUGUCUUGUGGUUGAAUGGUGGUCCAGGUUGCUCAAGCUUUGAUGGUUAUGUUUAUGAGCACGGUCCUUUUAACUUUGAAGCUGUAAAUGGUUCUGGAAGUUUGCCCAAGCUACACCUUAACCCAUACUCCUGGUCAAAGGUCUCAAGUGUCAUCUAUUUGGAUUCACCAUCUGGUGUUGGCUUUUCAUACUCUACGACAGUCAAUGACUAUAAUACUGGAGACUUUCAGACAGCUAGAGAUACGCAUGCUUUCCUUUUAAAGUGGUUCGAGGAAUAUCCAGAGUUCCUUUCAAAUCCAUUGUUUAUUGCCGGAGAAUCAUUUGCUGGAAUCUAUGUUCCAACUCUGGCAUCAGAAGUAUCUAAGGGAAUUACAGCUGGUGUGAAACCUAUUCUAAAUUUUCAGGGCUAUAUGGUAGGAAAUGGGGUCACAGACCCUACAUUUGAUGGCAAUGCACUUGUGCCAUUUGUUCAUGGAAUGGGUCUUAUACCAAACUCUCUAUUUGAGGAAACACAGGAUGCUUGCAAGGGAAAUUACCGGUAUUCUACAAGUGCAAGUUGUUCUACGAAAUUAAAUGAGAUUGAUGAGCUUGUUUAUAGGCUUAAUGAAUAUGACAUUCUUGAGCCAUGCUACCAUGAGACAGAAGUACAAGACAUUGUCGUUAGCCAACACAACUUGCCUGAAAGCUACAAGCAAUUGGGUGAGACUAAAAAGCCUCAUCCAGUAAGGAGGAGGAUCUUUGGUCGUGCUUGGCCUCUCAAAGCACCAGUUGCAGAUGGAAUUGUUCCAACAUGGCCACAGCUCUCUGAAAGUGUCCCUUGCAUUGAUGAUCGGGUUGCGAAAGUUUGGUUAAAUGAUGAAUCUGUGAGGAAUGCCAUACAUGCUGGGACGAAGGCUACUUGUGGAGAAUGGGAUCUGUGCACAGGUCGCAUUAACUACAACCAUGAUGCUGGAAGUAUGAUCAGCUACCAUGCAAAUCUUACAAGCAAAGGAUACCGUGCAUUGAUUUACAGUGGUGAUCAUGAUAUGUGUGUGCCUUUCACUGGAUCUGAGGCUUGGACAAGGUCCUUGGGGUAUGCAAUAACGGAUAAAUGGCACCCCUGGUUUGUGAAUGGACAAGUUGCUGGCUAUACUCAAGGAUACGCCAAUAACUUGACCUUUGCAACCAUAAAGGGAUCUGGACACACAGUUCCAGAAUACAAGCCUGCAGAAGCAUUGGCAUUCUAUACACGGUGGCUGGCUGGAGAACCUUUGUAAAGCACCAUUAAUUUCGAAGAUUCACUAACUAACAUUAUUGCUUCAUUUAUGUGUGCAUCCUACCUACAAGUCAUUCUUGUGUUGUAUUUGUAGUGUCCUAUUCUGCUAAUUAUUUGAAUGCAAAUAGCACGUUUCUGUAUUGCUAUUUCUGGCAGAUUGUUUGCUUAAUCCUAAUAAAAUAAAUUUAUUACAGAAGUUGUGCCAUGGUAAACAUUUGGCGCACUGUGGAAUCUGGCCAAGAAUCACUAUUUGAUUUUCUCUCAACACAGUGGGAAAUGCUUGUUCAAUUUGAAAAAGAAAAUCACAAAAAUUGACAAUUUGGUAGCAAUGUGCAAGAAGAUUAAAUUGGAAGAUAACAGGAAUUGAUAAAUCAUCACUUCUCAA
This is a messenger RNA of Cryptomeria japonica (Japanese cedar), 3063 nucleotides long. RefSeq names its product serine carboxypeptidase 1. Gene Ontology annotation, biological process: proteolysis; secondary metabolic process. The transcript is spliced from 15 exons. The record is from RefSeq and is a predicted model, not a curated record. Gene Ontology annotation, molecular function: serine-type carboxypeptidase activity; acyltransferase activity, transferring groups other than amino-acyl groups. Lineage: Eukaryota; Viridiplantae; Streptophyta; Pinopsida; Cupressales; Cupressaceae. Bases 1078 to 2679 code for a protein of 533 amino acids.